UGUGUACGGAAGUAGAAAAUCUGCGAAAUUCCCGUCAUGUGUGAUCUAACUGGUUCUUUCUCUUAAUGCGGUUUAAAAAAUAAAGUCGGUAUUUAAUAUAGAAAAUUCAUAAGAUCAAAAGAGACGUUCAAACAGGACGAAAAAAGUUCCACGAUGACUUCGCAGGACGUACUGAAGAACGCGUCCACUCUCGCGUCGUACAAUGUGCUGCUACAGGUGAUGUUCCGUGUGCUCACCUUUUUAUUGAACGCUUUCACGCUACGCUUUGUAUCAAAGGAGCUAAUUGGAGUGGUGAACGUCAGGCUUACAUUACUUUACUCCACAUUAGUAUUUUUGUCCAGAGAGGCCUUUCGAAGAGCCUGUUUGAGUGGCUCUGCUGGCACUAAGCACAACUGGAGGAGGCUUAUCAACCUGCUAUGGCUGACGUUGCCUUUAGGUGUACUAUGGGGAGUCCUGUUGGCCACUGUGUGGCUGUGGCUACUGGAGGUGCCAGAUCCUCAAGUGGUUCCUUUCUACGGCCCUGCCGUGUUGAUGUUUACUCUCGCCGGGGUGCAGGAGCUCUUGGCUGAGCCGCUGUGGGUGCUGGCCCAGGCUCACAUGUUUGUGAGGCUAAAAGUGGUUGCAGAGAGCUUAGCCAUGUUGGCUAAGUGCAGUAUGACGGUGAUGCUGGUGGUGUUUGCCCGUGAGUGGGGCCUUUACAUCUUUUCUGUGGCUCAUCUGGUUUACACAGGAGUCCUGGUACUGUGUUAUGCACUUUACUUUCUUCGUUACUUGCCAUCCAAAGAGGCAGCUGAGAGCAAUUUCCCCCUGCGUAAGAUUAGAGAUCUGAUGCCUCACACAGCUAAUGGAGAGCCUCUGUUGGAUUGGACUGUGGCUCGGCUCACCUGGAGCUUCUUUAAGCAGUCGUUCCUCAAGCAAAUCUUGACUGAGGGCGAACGCUACGUUAUGACAUUCCUCAACGUCCUCAGCUUUGGCGACCAAGGUGUUUAUGACAUCGUCAACAAUCUAGGCUCCAUGGUGGCACGCUUUAUCUUCCUGCCGAUUGAGGAGAGUUUCUACAUUUUUUUCGCCAAAGUGCUGGAGCGAGGCCGCGAUGUGAAAAGCCAAAAACAGGAAGACGUUGGUGUUGCUGCUGAUGUGCUACAAUGCCUGCUCAAACUGGUGCUGGUUAUUGGACUCAUCAUUGCAGUCUUUGGGUAUGCCUACUCGAGACUAGCUUUGGAUAUUUAUGGUGGAUCUCUACUGAGCAGUGGGGAAGGUCCAGCCCUGCUGCAAUGCUACAGCUGCUACGUCCUCCUGCUAGCUAUAAAUGGCGUGACCGAGUGUUUUGUGUUUGCAGCCAUGAGCCAAGAGGAGGUUGACAAGUACAACUUGGUGAUGCUAGCUGUGUCCGCAUCGUUCCUUUUCCUGUCCUACAUGCUGACUUGGUGGGCAGGCGGUGUGGGCUUCAUCUUGGCCAACUGUCUGAACAUGGCCCUGCGCAUCACGCAUAGCGUCCUAUACAUUCGGCGCUACUUUUCGUCCAGUCCGUGGAAACCUCUUCAAGGCCUACUGCCCUCACCGCUGUUGUGCCUGGCACUCAUUGUCAGUGCUGUGAUUACAGCUAUCAGUGAGGCUGUUUUCUGCUGUGACAGUGGCUGGUUCCUCCGGUUGGUCCAUGUCAGCGUGGGAGCGCUAUGUCUACUUUUUGUUCUCGGAGCCGUUAUGCUCACAGAAACUCAACUUAUAGUAUUUGUGAGGACUCAACUUUUGCCCCAGUACAGGAAAAAACGUACUUAACUUGAAGGACAGCAGUGGACUUUUUCUUUGUUUAUCCUUUAAAUGAACCUUGAAUGGUUAAUGUCAGUGCUAGUGGCCAUCAUAGGACUAUCGUGGAGAGUGCAUUUUAUUUCAGUAGUUUAAUUUGGAAAAGUACAGUGGGGCAAAUAAGUAUUUAGUCAACCACUAAUUGUGCAAAUUCUCCCACUUGAAAAUAUUAGAGAGGCCUGUAAUUGUCAACAUGGGUAAACCUCAACCAUGAGAGACAGAAUGUGGAAACCCCCCCAGAAAAUAAAAUUGUUUGAUUUUUAAAGAAUUUAUUUGCAAACCAUGGUGGAAAAUAAGUAUUUGGUCAAUACCAAAAGUUCAUCUCAAUACUUUGUUAUGUAUGUGUUGUUGGCAAUAACGGAGGUCAAACGUUUUCUGUAACUCUUCACAAGCUUUUCACACACUGUUGCUGGCCCCAUUCAUUCUAUCCUUUACACAGAUCAGUCGUCUUGGUCCCUUUGCAGAAAAACAGCCCCAAAGCAUGAUGUUUCCACCUCCAUGCUUCACAGUGGGUAUGGUGUUCUUUGGAUGCAAUUCUGUAUUCUUUCUCCUCCAAACAUGAGAACCUGUGUUUCUAGUUGUAUGUAAAUAGUUGUAUUUUGCUUUCAUCUGACACACAUUCUCCCAGUCCUUUUCUGGAUCAUCCAAAUGCUCUCUAGCGAACCACAGACGUCUUGGACAUGUACUUUCUUCAGCAGGGGGACACGUCUGGCAGCGCAGGAUUUGAGUCCCUGGCGGCGCAUUGUGUUACUGAUAGUAGCCUUUGUUACUGUGGUCCCAGCUCUCUGUAGGUCAUUCACUAGGUCCCCCUGUGUGGUCCUGGGAUUUUUGCUCACCGUUCUUGUUAUCAUUUUGACGCCACGGGGUGAGAUCUUGCAUGGAGCCCCAGAUCGAGAGAGAUUAUCAGUGGUCUUGUAUGUCUUCCAUUUUCUAAUAUUUGCUCCCACAGUUGAUUUCUUUACACCAAGCAUUUUACUUAUUGCAGAUUCAGUCUUCCGAGCCUGGUGCAGGUCUACAAUUCUGUCUUUGAUGUCCUUCGACAGCUCUUUGGUCUCGGCGAUAGUGGAGUUUGGAGUGUGACUGACUGAGGUUGUGGACAGGUGUCUUUUAUACCGAUAAUGAGUUAAAACAGGUGCCAUUAAUAUAGGUAACGAGUGGAGCCUCGUUAGACCUCGUUAGAAGAAGUCAGACCUCUAAGACAACCAGAAGUCUUGCUUGUUUGUAAGUGACCAAAUACUUAUUUUCCACACUAAUUUGGAAAUAAAUUCUUUAAAAAUCAAACAAUGUGAUUUUCUGUUUUUUUUUCUCCACAUUCUGUCACUCAUGUUUGAGGUUUACCCAUGUUGACAAUUACAGGCCUCUCUAAUCUUUUCAAGUAGGAGAACUUGCACAAUUGGUGGUUGACUAAAUACUUAUUUGCCCCACUGUAUAGCUAAUAUACUGGGUGAUUCAAAAAGAAUGCACCAAAAUCCGCACACUCACUAUUAGGGGUGUGACAAAAUAUUGAAAUGGUGAUAUAUCGUGAUACUUUGUAUCCCAUAAGGUUAUCUAUAUGCUCCUGCAAGAAUCGAAAUAUCAUUUUAAAAAGGUGUCGGUCUUUAAAAAAAAAAAAAAGGAACCAACAAGUUGCUACCAAAAUCUUCCACCAUAAUAGUGUCUCAGUUAACUCUAAGGCUGCCUUGACGGUGCUCGACACCCAAUCAAUUUAGACUGGGAACAUUCGUUCAUUGGAAACCAGAGCAUUCUCAGUCAUUCUGUCAGAUUUUCAGGGCAUUUAUAGGUCACUUGCUGUUCAUUUUAGAGCAUUUCCAGGUCAUUUCCUGUUGAGUUUGAGUCACUGCCUAUUCAUUUGGGUGAUUCCAAGGUCACUUCCUGUUCUGUAACACAAAAUGAACAGGAAGUGACCCAUAAAAUACCCGAAAAUCAACAAGAAGUAACUGAAAAUCAACAGGUAAAUGACCUUAAAUGGCCCAAAAUUACCUCAUUGCCUGGCAUUGGCUGCUACUAACGGCCAUAGACGUUUAAUCCGUUUGAAGUGGGAGGGAUGGCAGCGAAUGAACGAAUGUUCAUUCGCUGCCACCCUCCCAGUUCAAAUGGAUUUGUGAUCAAAUCAUUCCAAUUCACAGCAGAAAAUGCAAAUGUAAAAACUUUCAUGUCAUCGAUAUUUGCUGGGUGUGGUGGUACCACUAAGUCCUGAUUUUGCAUUCUUUUUUAAUCUCCAUUUAAUAAAUUAAGUAAACAUGGGAAUAUACUUGUCAGAAGACCAAUUCCUACCUGAUUCCUAUAUUAAAAAUAAUUUUGAUUCCUUCUUAAAUUAAAAUUUCAAUUCCUUGAGAUGAAUUUGGGUAAAGCUGCAAGUUGAAAUCAGCACCGUAAGAAAUUAAACCAUGGAAUAUAUCUGUGUGAAUUAAAACCCAAUACAUAAAAUGUACUUUUCAACUUUCCACAAUAUUUUAAUUCAUUCAGAUGUCGUAAUUAAAUUAGGGCUGUCAAACAAAAUUUUUAAUCGAAUUAAUCACAGCUUAAAAAUUAAUUAAUCGUAAUUAAUCGCAAUUCAAAUCAUCUAUAAAAUAUGCCAUAUUGUUCUGUAAAUUAUUGUUGGAAUGGAAAGAUAAGACACAAGACGGGUAUAUACAUUCAACAUACUGUACAUAAGGACUGUAUUUGUUUAUUAUAACAAUAAAUCAACAAGAUGGCAUUAACAUUAUUAACGUUCUGUUAAAGUGAUCCAUGGAUAGAAAGACGUAGUUCUUAAAAGAUAAAUGUUAGUACAAGUUAAAGAAAUGUUAUAUUAAAACCCCUCUUAAUGUUUUCGUUUUAAUAAAGUUUGUAAAAUUUUCAAUCAAAAAAUAAACUAGUAACUCGCCAUUGUUGAUGUCAAUAAUAAUUAUGGUGCUGAACCCCAUAAAAUCAGUAGCACCCAAGCGCCAGCAGAGGGCGGCAAAACACCAAAAAAACACAAGUAACAAGUGGAAAUGACACUUUGCUGUCAUUCUAAUCUGUUUGAGCGGGGCAUGUGCAUUAAAUGCGUCAAAUAUUUUAACGUGAUUAAUUAAAAAAAAAAAAAUUAACGCCCAUUAACGCGAUAAUUUUGACAGCCCUAAAUUAAACGUGUGAUUAUUACUGAGUAAUUCCUGUAUUUUUAAAUGUGAAGAAACACACUCAUUGGAACUAUUUAUUUGUGCGUGUCACAAAUGAACUAUUUUUACGGAUGAGGUUACUUGAAGAAGCAUAAAAAUCAUUAUGUACAUGACUAGGUCAGCAUGGGUAUCGUUUAGUGGGAUGUAUCCAGUGUUUUUGGCAAAGUCGACCACUGGAAUGUGAUUUGAGACAUUACUGACUGCUAAUUAUGUGCAACUAUUGGUGUAUUGGUUUUAAGCAGCCUGAUAUGACUGUAACUUUGGCUGAAUUUCCACGACUGAAUAUGGGCAAAAAUUAAACCAUUUAUUUUACUGUUAUUAUUUUUAUAUACAGAUACAGUAUAUAUAUAUUUCCAAAUAUUGCUCAUUGAAAGAGGACCUUUGAAUGUACACAACUGUGUUGUGUGGAGUAAAAAAUAAUGCUGCCUUAUACAGAGAGUACCUCAAAUUUUGUAGCUGAUGGGAUGUAUUUCAUUUGAUUGUCAUUGAUGUCAUUGUUUCUCAACUUUAUUGAGCCUAUUGUUGCCAAGUCAUCUUUUAGUAAAAGUACAAAAACAACUGUUGUCUAACAAAAAAACAAAAACAAAAAAAAAACACUUUAAAAACAUGUAGUACAUCUUUUGUAGUGUUCUGUUACAAGAAUUGGGGCAGGCUAGAGCCUAUCCUAGCAAACUAUGAGUAGGAGGUGGGGGAACACCCUGAACUGGUUGCCAGCCAAUCGCCGGGCAUAUAGAGACAAAUAUCUUUCAUGCACAUUAUCACACCUAUGGGGAAUUUGGGGAUAUGGGGAGUUUCAAGUGAAACUAGCACAGGGCUUUUUGUUACAAUUGAUCCAGCACAGGCAGUUUAACUAAUAAGGGGUCCAGGGAAACAAGAAGCCCCUGACUGCAAACAACUGAUUGCACCCGUAAGACACCAGAUUGGUGAUAAGGUGUCUUUUAAUGGGUUGCAAAGAAAAACCCUCACCCACUGCAGACCUUUGUGGAAUAGUUUUCCCACCUCUGAACUAGCAUGUAUGCAUUUCUGUGAUGUGGGAGCAAACCCAUGCAGGUACAGGGAGAAUUUCCACAUGAUUAUACAGAAAGAUGGUAGUUCCUGCUGGGCACUACUGCCUGUCGCACCUCCUCUGGUGCUCAUUGGUCAGCUGCAGGGUCAUCAGCCAGAAACCACUAUUCAAAGUUUCGCUCCUUUAAUUCUGGUUCAUCUCCUGAUGGCGGAGCAGUGACAGGGACCCCUGCAGCUGAUGGGUGUUUCCCCUGCGGCUGUUGUAUGGGGGUUAGGUGUUCUUCCCCCAAGUUUUGUCCUUCCUCCUGAGCCAGAGCCAAAAACUCCCUUUUUCAGCCUCUUCUGCCAGGUCUUUUAUUGCCUUCUUGAGUCUUCUGUGAGUCCCACGUGCUUCAGGAGGCAUGUUGUUGACAUCCCCAUGAAGCCUCGGCAUCCGAUCUCUACCCGCCUCGGCAUCCGAUCUCCACUGGGUAGAUGGUAGUCUUCCAGCCAGCCUUUCGGCACUCAGCAACCUGCUCAAAGUACUUGGCCUUCUUGCUUUCACAGGCGACCUCAAUCCCCUCUUCCAUGGGUACUGUGAGCUCGAUAAGGAACACUGCUUUUGCCUUGGCUGACCACAUGACUAUAUCUGGCCGGAGAGAGGUGCUGGUGAUCUCCAUGGGGAACUGCAGCUUCCUGCCAAGGUCGGCCCUCAUACUCCACUCCUGAUCAGGGGAAAGGGGCCUUGGAGUUGUCCUUGGCCCGAUGCUUCUCCUGACCCCUCCUUCUGCGACAAAGUUAGUAGAGUCCUCUGCAUGUGGUGAUAAUUUCCUACCCUGUCGACAGUUCUCCAGCACUUCGGCUAGCUUCCUCAGGACUUGUCCCUAGCGGCCCUGGAAGAGCGCGAUCUUACAGCCUGACAAGAUGUGCUGGAGACUUACGUUGGGAGCAUUGCAGAGUGCACACCAUUCUCCCUCUUGAUCCACUGGUGGAGGUUCCGAGGGCAGGGAAGAGCGUUAUAUGUUGAGCGGAUGAGGAAGCGGAGUCUUGCUGGUGGGAUCUUCCACACGUCUGACCAACUGAUGUUCCUGUGUGUGAUACCCUCCCAGGUUGUCCAGCUUCCCUACCGACCCUGCGACAUAGCUUUCAUUUUAUAGCGGUCUUCCUCCAUUCUCGUCACCUCCGCUACCACUCUCUCCUUCCUUUCCUUGCGGUUGGCCUUGGACAAAAAACAUGGUGUAUCUCCCCAUCCUAAGCCUACUCUCCCUGUCUGGACUCUGCCCAUGAUCUUCUGGUGUUGUAAUCGGCUGAAGGCUUGGUCGACCUCGGCCUGGGCAUUCCACUUGCGGCCAGUCAGAACCUUGGCAUUAGCAUUCCGUACUGACUUGUCUGUGGACACGCUAAGCUCAAGGACCACCAUGGCCUUCUCUUGCAUGUAGCCCAGCUGGAGUGACCUCAGUGGUAGCUACAGCGUGUUUUUUUUCCCAAAGAGGCCAUCUUCAGAGAGGCAACGUGUGAGCCCCAACCACUUUUGGAUGAAUGAGUUGGCGUUCCCAUCUCUCUUGUUCAUUGUCGAUGAGGAGAUCUCACUCGUUUUCAUGGGUCACAUUAUCCUCUGAUAGAGUGUAAAUUGGUAGCACCAGACUUUGUAUAGCACCAGGAAGGCUAGAGCCUGGGCUUGAACCUUUGAUCUCAGAACUGUGAGACGUCGCACUAAGCAACCAGUCAUCUACUGUGCCGCCCGUACUGUAUGUAGAAUAUGGUCAUUUUAAAUGUUUACUUCUUAAAACAGUGCCUUUCAAAGAACUAAAAAGCUGGAUGACAGAAGAACAUAAUACCUGUAUGCACAAAAUUAAAUAUAUUGGCACUAAUCGCUUCUUUUUGGAUAGUACAAAAAUAAAUACAUAGUAGUAUUGAAGGAUGAGGACCAAAAGGCCUCGUGAAAUUUUUGCACCAUCAUCUCCAACCUUGAAAUGUUCCACGUUUAUUCUAAACUGAAACCCCCCAUGUAAUAUUUUCACACCUGUCUGCAACACACUCAAAAUGCCCGUGACUUCUGUCCCGACACACCAUGACCUCCUUAAUAUGUUAACAAUGUUAAAUACCCCUUUGUUUCAGGUUUUCAAACCAUUCAGAAUGUGUUCUCUAUAUCAGCAGAGAGCACAAGAAGUGUACAGUGAUUAUGAAAAGUCUACACACCUUUGUUUAAAAGCCAGAGUUCUGUGAUUAGAAAAAUGAUUUGAAGUAAACCUGCUAAUAUAUUUUCCCAAGACAAAUUGUGCAACACAAUGGGAAACAUUGUUUAUUGGCAACUGACAUAAUAAGAAGGCCCAACUGUGUAUUAGAACAGGGGUGUGCAGACUUAUCCAUGUGGCUUUUAUCCUAAAUAUUUCUGCACAUCUAAUCUGUUUUGGUUUGUGCCCAUUUCUACUUUUUUUGUUUUGUGUUUUACCCCCGUUAUAACGAACCAAUGAUAUGCCUCCCUAUUGUUUUUUUUGGUGUGUAUUUCAUAGUACAACAAAUUGCUGAACUGUAGUUGUUCUUUGAGUAUACCACAACUGAAUGGAACAUCUUUCAUGGCCUGAUAGUGAUGUCAUUAUGGAAAAUGAGCAGGAAGUCUCAAAAGCAACAUUCCGUUCUUCAUGUGGGUUCAUUGAGGAGUUUAACCCCAAUACAUUUAAAAAAAAAAAAUCAUAUUAAAUGUGUUUCCUGUUGGAAGUUGGGAUUCAAUUACACACACACAUGAACUAAGGAGGAGCUUUUACACUCAUGACAUCAUUUGUUAAUGUUGAGAAACACAUUUAUUGCCCCCUUGAGAGUCAGGCCAUACAUAAACAGCCUGCACCGAGGAGAGAACAUCUGAUAUCGUCAACAUG
This is a messenger RNA of Corythoichthys intestinalis (scribbled pipefish), 8806 nucleotides long. It is a transcript of the gene rft1, whose product is annotated as RFT1 homolog. The transcript is spliced from 10 exons. Gene Ontology annotation, cellular component: endoplasmic reticulum membrane. Bases 154 to 1779 code for a protein of 541 amino acids. The record is from RefSeq and is a predicted model, not a curated record. Lineage: Eukaryota; Metazoa; Chordata; Actinopteri; Syngnathiformes; Syngnathidae. Gene Ontology annotation, biological process: dolichol-linked oligosaccharide biosynthetic process; glycolipid translocation.